CCGACAUUAGCAGUACUGUGGUGAAGCUCAAACAAACACAUCAUCUCCUGUUGUCUCUUUAUCACGUCAAGUAACGAGGCUGUUGAAGGGUGAUGCUGGCAACCUGUAUGACAUAAGGGAGCUGAUUGACUUAAUUUAUUGUCCUCGCUGUGUAAAACUUAUAUACUGAAAAUUAUAAAUACUUUGCCCGGUACUCAGGAAGUAAGAUGGCUGGUGUUAAAGAUAUACCACGGACAGGGAUGUCAAAGAUGGAAGAAGAAUUUGAGAACCGGGCGUGGGAUGAUGCCCCUGACGCUGAACAUCUGGAAGAGGAUGAAAGCAUGAGCUCAGCUGAUGUACAAGCCAACUGCCUGAGACAAUUCUCUAGCACUGACUUCAUCAUGGAGCCAGGCAUCUUUUCUACACUAAAAAGAUACUUCCAGGCAGGUGGGAAUCCUGAACAAGUCAUUGAAAUGUUGUCAGAGAACUACCAGGCUGUGGCUCAGAUGGCCAACCUCAUGGCUGAGUGGCUCAUCUUAGCAGGUGCCAGCAUUAAUGAUGUACAAGCUAUGGUCGAAAACCACCUCAAGCAGAUGAUCCUCAAGACAUUUGACCCAAAGAAGGCAGACACGAUCUUCACGGAGGAGGGAGACGCACCAGCGUGGUUGACUGAGCUGAUCGAGCACAGCACCUGGCGUUCUGUCGUCUACCAGCUGGCUGAGGAGUUCCCGGAAUGUCUCAUGCUUAAUUUUACUAUUAAGUUGAUCUCAGAUGCCGGGUUCCAAGGAGAAAUCACGAGCAUCUCGACAGCAGCGCAACAAAUUGAGGUUUUCUCAAGAAUUUUGAAGACUUCUACAUCCAACUUCCUUCAGUCACCAGAGGACUCAAGACACAGGGCCGUAGUUGAGUUUGCUAAAAUGGUGUGUCAUGGUCAGCACACAUACAUCUAUGCUCAGGUGAUGCUGCAGAUACUCUCACAGGAAACAAAAGGCGGCAACAAUAUUCGUCGCUUACAACAGGAAAUCACCAAAUAUGCCAUCAACAAUGGCCUUAAUGUUACACCGAUCCAGCUGGCCCUGAACGGUGCCAUGGCCCACCCACGAGCAGCCCAGGCCCUGGCGCCCAUGCUUGCCCGCAACGCUCUUAAUCCGGCUGACAUGACUGUGUUGUUUAAGCUAUACAGUGCAACAGACCCACCCCCAGUGGACCUUAUACGUAUCCCACAGUUGUUAGAGCUGCUGAUAGACGCCUUGUUCAAACCUGGGAGUAAAGUGAACCAGGAACACAAGGCCAAGUACUUCUACCUCCUGGGCUACAGUGCGAGUGUUUACGAGACCCCGAAGAAAGGCAACAGACCCAGACAGGUGAACCGGGAUGACCUGAAGCCCACACAGCAGGCCAUCGAGAAAGUCCAUAAUAUUUGCCAGGGAGGAAAAUCAGCCAUGGAACUUAUCGCUGAAAUUAACACUUUAUAUCAAUGUAUCAGGUUCCCCGUUGUGAGUGUCGGUCUGGUCCGAUGGAUAGAGUGUGUGGUGAAGGAACCGAGUUACUUCAAGUUGUGCACAGAGUCGACACCCACACACUUGGCGCUGCUGGAUGAGGUGGUGUCUAUCCAUCCUCUCCUCCACAGCAGAGUCCUCAGUCUUCUCAUAGAACUUUUUGAGUCAGAGUUUCAGGACCUGGAAAUUCUUGUGCAGCUGGAGCUGCGGAAGAUGUUGCUGGACCGGAUGGUGAACUUACUGAGUCGUGGCUGUGUCCUGCCAGUCAUGAAGUACAUCAAGAGUUGUUCCACCAAGGGCGACACCGAUAUAUCUCUCAUUCGCUAUUUUGUGCGGGAGGUGCUAGAGAUUGUGGCACCACCAUACACAGUGGAGUUCGUUCAGCUGUUCCUGCCACUGGUAGAGAACGAGGACAUCACAGGCUCUAUGAACACUGACAGUGACCUGGUGACUGAAUUUAUAGCUCACUGCAAGACCAACUAUUAUGUGGUGUAAAAGGAAUGAAAUACUGAGGUGAAGAUCCUCACAGAAAAUGGCAUUAAUAUGGAUAACAGUGGAACCUGGAGUUGGAGGUGUUUUAGUCUUCAACAAGCGUAUCAGAUGAGAAACUGUACCAAAACUCUUGUGCUAACUGGUCCCUUGGUGUGUGUGUGUGUGGGGGUGACCUCAACACUGCAGUAAUAUCCAGCAGAGUCACCCUGUUGGUUGGUGACUGUGUGUGACACAAGAUUACCUUUUAUAGAAUCCCCAGUACAGUACAGACCAACAACAGUAUUACUAUACUGUGUUCUAUCAAGUCGCUCAAUCUGGUGAGCAGUUGUUGGUGGUCACUCUGUCAUCUCCUGAUAGAAGAUUGUAAGGCAGUUCCAGUUGCUCUCUCUUUUUAAAGCAAACUGUGUGUGUGUGUUCAGAUGGGGAACCUUCGAGUACCAGGGAUCAUCUUCGACAGGUAAGCAGAAUUUUUAUUGUGUUGAUGAACAGGGUAUGGUUGCUGUGUCUCUCUCUGUAGAGAUGAAGCAGACUUUACCCUUUCAGGAGUCAUGAGAGUGUAAGAGUACAGUACAUGUGAGCUCAUCAAUUAUUUACAUUAAAUGGCCUGUGGAGAGAUGACAAGGCCCUAAAAGCAAGUCAUAAACUCCUCUGUUCACUUUUCCUCUACCUGAAGUUCAAAAAUAUAAUUGCAAGGUAAAAUGAAGUGAGAAAUAUCAUGCAUGUCAUAUACUGAAGAUCACUAUCACCGCAUUACUAGUGAGACAUUGAAACAUCGCCAGUGGUGUCACACAGUAUAGUAUAAAAUUAAAUUGGUCUGUUUCUACAUUGUCAUGAAAAUUAUUAAUGGAAAAAUAUAUGUAUUUAUGUGCAAUAGUGUUUUUUUGAAGACAUGUCUUAUGUUUAAAUCAUUGUAGUUAUCACCUAAUUGGCCUGCACCCUAAUAUUUGAGUUAUGCUCUGCCACCCAACACCAUUUACUUUAAUCAACCAAUGAAUGAGGGAGUGAUAGAAACAUUCAAGAGAUAUAAUGUGAGGUAGAUAUUACCCCGGUUACUAAAGCUUCUGGUGGCACCUGUACUGCUCUUCUAUAAUCUCACCUAACACCUGAUUCGCCUCGUAUAAAACAACGUUAUGUAUUAGUGAGCAGAGUACAGUAUACUCAUUUAGAAUGUUCAUUUAAUAAAAUUCACAGUAUGUAUUUCCUUUAUUGAAAUACUAUUAGUGUAUGCAUGAAAACUUAAUACAGUACAGUACAAUACAUAGCCACUGUCACAAGGGACUUCUGCUGUGACUGGGAAUGUAACUUUUACUAUGGAAACCUUUGUUUAACCCAAUUUUGCUUCUAUGGGAAUAAACAAGGCAACAUAUGCCUGCUACUCAUUGCUAUUUUUUAUGAGUACAGUGCAGUACUUGGGCAUUAGCUGAUCAGCAAGAGAAACAAAAUGUUGCCAUAUGUGAGCCUUAUAUUUUCUCCUCGGUAUCUGUGGAGAACAUAGGUGGAAGCUUUAUUGUUUUGUGUGUUAUUUGAGCCAAGUAUGACAACCUUACAUGGUUACCACUGAUACAGUACUGUGCUGGGUUCUGAUCUCUCAUGUAUCAGUUUGAAUCUGAAGUGAAUUAGAAGUUGAUACACAGUUUAUGUUAGAUGAUUAAUGAUUGCCUGUGUGUGGCUCUAUGGUCAGGCUGUACUAUAUUGUAUUGACCUAUACUGCACUGUGAACUCCGGGAAACAGCACAUAUUGGUAAGAAAGGUAAAAAUACAUAUUUGUUACUACACGUAUUGUUAAAAAAUUAGUUUUUAAUGUGUAUUCUUUUAUAAAUGAUAUGGAAUGAAAAACUGUUUGUUCAGUAACUUUGGCUGUAAUUAUGAUAGAAUGCAAUACAAUAAAUACCCUGUCAUUAUACUGUACCGAUAUGUAUAGUUAUUUACUGAUAUGUUUAUAUAGUUAUAUUUUGUAAUACAGGUACUAUAUUAUAUACAUUUUAUGUAUUCUAAAUGUUAGAAUAUAAAGUUAAUUGUAGCAAGAAUAUUAACUUAAAGUAUUCAAUAUAUAAUAUUUUAUUGAGUACUACAGUAAAAGACGAUGUGACACAUUGCACGGCUUAACAUGUGCCUGAGAGGAAGCUUAACCCUUUUGCUGGCCACUCAUGCGGUCGAAAUCUUACCCAUAAACCGGCCAAGAACGCUGUCUGCAUCAUCCAAAAAGCAUUGAAUUUUCAUUUACCAUUUAUGGGUAAAAUUAUGCCCUUUUUUUUUUUUUUUUUUUGAGUUAAAAAGAUAAACGAUCUGACUGAGCGAUAAAAGAAGAAAAUACUUAUUACGUAUAAAUGAUAAGAGAUGGCUAAAAAUGAGUGUAGAAAGAUAAUAUCUUGCUUGCCGGAUCCGUGCAAGUGGUCUGGUCAGUUUGAGCGCUCAGGGUCCUAGGAGACAUCUCGCUCCUCACGGCCCACAUAGUGAAGCAAAUAUUAUCAGCCAGCGAAAGGGUUAAUGGAGCACUGCCGGAAUACUUUAGCAAGAUUUCUUAUUAUAAUGUUUUCAAUAAUAUUUAUUAACCUGGAUGAGAAAGAAAUGUAUGGAUGAGUGUACUGUAGAGAGCUAAGUAUAUUUUGCAUUUUUUUGUAUGUACAGUAUAUAAAUCCAUUUUUGUA
This is a messenger RNA of Homarus americanus (American lobster), 4618 nucleotides long. It is a transcript of the gene TH1, whose product is annotated as negative elongation factor D-like. Gene Ontology annotation, biological process: negative regulation of transcription elongation by RNA polymerase II. Gene Ontology annotation, molecular function: RNA binding. The transcript has 16 exons. Bases 207 to 1973 code for a protein of 588 amino acids. Lineage: Eukaryota; Metazoa; Arthropoda; Malacostraca; Decapoda; Nephropidae. Gene Ontology annotation, cellular component: NELF complex; nucleus. The record is from RefSeq and is a predicted model, not a curated record.